UCAUUAUUGUCGUUAUUUUGGUGAAGGUAGACAUCAAACAACUUGUGACUUUGAAAGUUCAACUUGAAGAAAAGAUUGAUUAUUGAAUUAGCUGUCUUUUCCGCUGUUCCAAUUUCUAUUCAAUGCCUAUUGUGAUUUGUAAUUCAAUAUAUUUAAAAAAAUAAUCCUCUGUUCUUGUGAAGAAGUUAGCAUUUUGUCAGCGAUAUGGAGGAGAGACAAUUGUUGUUUGACAAGUAUGAAAUCGGAAAGUUAUUAGGUAAAGGGACUUUUGCGAAAGUGUACUAUGGUAAAGAAGUGGAAACAGGGGAAAGUGUAGCCAUUAAAGUGAUAAAAAAAGAUCAAGUUCAAAAAGAAGGAAUGAUGGAGCAGAUCACAAGAGAAAUCUCAGUGAUGGGGCUGGUUCGACAUCCGAAUAUAGUUGAACUCAAAGAAGUCAUGGCGACAAAGUCUAAAAUCUUCUUCAUAAUGGAGUAUGUUAAAGGGGGUGAGCUUUUCGCAAAAUUAGUAUCCAAAGGCAAAUUUAAAGAAGAUACAGCAAGAAAGUACUUUCAACAGUUGAUAAGUGCUGUUGAUUUCUGUCAUAGUCGAGGUGUUUAUCAUCGCGAUUUGAAGCCUGAGAACUUACUCCUUGAUGAGAAUGAGGACUUGAAGAUAUCUGAUUUCGGGCUAUCGGCUUUGCCUGAUGAGCAGUUGAGUAGAAAUGAUGGUUUGCUUCAUACACAGUGUGGGACACCAGCAUAUGUUGCUCCUGAGGUUUUAAGGAGAAAAGGUUAUGAUGGUGCAAAGGCUGAUAUCUGGUCAUGUGGGGUUAUCUUGUAUGUGCUUCUAGCUGGUUACUUGCCAUUUCAAGAUGAGAAUGUGAUGAACAUGUACAAGAAGAUCUUCAAGGCGUAUUUCGAGUUCCCUCCUUGGUUUUCAAUGGAUUCGAGGCGUUUGAUAUCUAAACUUUUAAUGGCUGAUCCAGACAGGAGGAUCACUAUUCAAGGUAUCAUGAGGGUUCCAUGGUUUAGGAAGGAUUUCGCCAUGCCACGGGCUUUUUCAAUCCAAGAUUUUCAAAAGUUAGAAAAUGAUCAUGUUGAAGAAGGAAUGAGCAGCAAACAAGGAGGAGGGGUCCUAAGGAAAUCCCCUUCAUCCCCUGCAUUUUUCAAUGCAUUCGAGUUGAUCUCAUCCAUGUCUUCUGGUUUCGACUUGUCUAGCUUGUUUGAGAUCAAAGGGAAGGCAUCAUCCAUGUUCACUUCAAGGAGCACUGCCCGGGAUGUUAUCCGUAAAAUGGAGAAAAUGGCUAAAGUUAUGAGGUAUAAGGUUUAUAGGGUAAAACCAUUCAAGUUAAAGAUGCAAUGCCCCGAGGAAGGACGAAAAGGGCGGUUGUUGGUGACCGCUGAGGUGUUCAAGGUGGCCCCGGAAGUCACCGUGGUCGAGCUCUCUAAGUCCUCCGGCGACACCUUGGAGUAUAACAAGUUUUGUGAAGAGGAAGUUAGGCCUGCGUUGAAGGACAUUGUUUGGACAUGGCAAGGGACAGGUACUGGAAAUGCUGAUAUUGAUAACAAACAGGACUUGGAGCAAUAAACAUUUGGUACAUGUGCAUUUUUCUCCCUCUUCUUUUUGUGUUUUUGUGUUUCGCUGAAAUAUAUCAUCGGAGAUAUUCGUGUUACUGAUGAUUUGUACAUUAUAUUGUGUGUUAUACUGACCACUUUCAGAUUUGUAUUGUUUGCAUGUCGUAUUUCCUCUAGUUAUUCAAGCACAAUUAAUCCAAGCUUGUAGGGGAUUUUCUUCAAAGGGAUAUAUUUCACCUCCCUUUAUCUAUUUGUAAGUUGGACAUUUUGUUCAGAUUUGAUAUCAAUUAAUUCAUGGUCAAUAAAUAUAUGAAGAUAACUUAUCAAAA
Molecule: messenger RNA, 1882 nt
Organism: Solanum lycopersicum (tomato)
Lineage: Eukaryota; Viridiplantae; Streptophyta; Magnoliopsida; Solanales; Solanaceae
Product: CBL-interacting serine/threonine-protein kinase 5
Biological process (GO): protein phosphorylation; signal transduction
Molecular function (GO): protein serine/threonine kinase activity; ATP binding
Source: RefSeq, a predicted model, not a curated record